Eremomyces bilateralis CBS 781.70 is the source of this 312-nucleotide messenger RNA. RefSeq lists its product as uncharacterized. The coding region runs from base 1 to 312 and encodes 103 amino acids. NCBI's taxonomy places the organism in Eukaryota, Fungi, Ascomycota, Dothideomycetes, Eremomycetales, Eremomycetaceae. The record is from RefSeq and is a predicted model, not a curated record. The transcript is spliced from 3 exons.
AUGCCAGUUCCGAUCAUGCGAAGAACCGCUACCCGGGUGAUUCGGCCCUUCAGGUCUUCAUUGUUCUCGCGAGGCUAUUCUGAUCAAACCAAGCCCGACACCACCAAAGCCGGUGCCUCUGCCCAUACGAACUUCUACAAGACCUUUACUCGCCCGUUCGCCAAAGUAUUCCUCGGCGCGCUCUUCACUUACCAGGUGCUCCACUGGUCCUGGUUGAAGCUUGAGAGUUUAGAGACGAAGCAUCAAACUGCUGCAGAACUCGAACGGCUCGAAGGUCAGAUCCAAAGCUUGUCGUCGCGUCCUGCACGGUAA